Molecule: messenger RNA, 732 nt
Organism: Arthroderma uncinatum
Lineage: Eukaryota; Fungi; Ascomycota; Eurotiomycetes; Onygenales; Arthrodermataceae
Product: tubulin alpha chain
Exons: 4
Coding region: 1-732 (243 amino acids)
Biological process (GO): mitotic cell cycle; microtubule cytoskeleton organization; nuclear division
Cellular component (GO): spindle; nucleus; cytoplasm
Molecular function (GO): structural constituent of cytoskeleton; GTP binding
Source: RefSeq, a predicted model, not a curated record
AUGUUGUCGACGAAGUCCGGACCGGAACCUAUCCUCACCAUUGAACGACCUGGCUUGGAGAAUCUGAACCGCCUCAUUGCGCAAGUCGUCUCUUCCGUUACGGCGUCUAUCCGAUUCGGCGGCUAUCUUAAUGUCGACCUCGCUGAAUUCCAAACCAACCUUGUGCCUUUCCCCCGGGUCCAUUUCCCCAUGUUUGCCUAUGCACCCAUCGCCCAAGACUCGAGAGCAUCCCACGAAACGAACUCCAUCCAAGAAAUGACGAUCUCUUGUUUCGAGCCCAGCAACCAGAUGGUGAAAUGCAACCCCCGGAACGGCAAAUACAUGGCGACAUGUCUGCUGUACCGUGGUGACGUCGUUCCCAAGGAGGUCCAUUCGGCUGUUGCGGCAGUGAGGGCCAAGCAGACUAUUCAAUUUGUCGACUGGUGUCCUACCGGUUUCAAGAUUGGCAUCUGCGACAAACCUCCGCAGCACGUGCCAAAUGGUGACAUGGCGAAGGCGGACCGUGCAGUAUGCAUGCUCUCCAACACGACUGCCAUCGGGGAGGCCUGGACAUCUCUCUGCGACAAGUUCGACCUCAUGUACUCCAAACAAGCCUUUGUCCACUGGUUCGUCGGAGAAGGUAUGGAAAUGGGUGAGUUCACUGAAUCUCGUGAAAAUCUAGCGGCACUGGAGCGUGACUACCAAGAAAUCGCCAAUGAUGAGGGUGACGAAGAACCCGAGCAGGAAUACUAA